This is a messenger RNA of Exophiala dermatitidis NIH/UT8656, 912 nucleotides long. RefSeq lists its product as uncharacterized. The coding region runs from base 1 to 912 and encodes 303 amino acids. Gene Ontology annotation, cellular component: nucleus; cytoplasm. The record is from RefSeq and is a predicted model, not a curated record. The transcript is spliced from 3 exons. Gene Ontology annotation, biological process: positive regulation of protein phosphorylation; signal transduction; cell division. Lineage: Eukaryota; Fungi; Ascomycota; Eurotiomycetes; Chaetothyriales; Herpotrichiellaceae. Gene Ontology annotation, molecular function: protein kinase activator activity.
AUGUACGAAUUUCUCAAUCCCUCUGCCUGUCCACAGCCUCUCUCUCCCCAUUUGACACUGAAACAAUCCUCUUCGUGCAUUACGAUCAACUCGUACACCUUCCAUGACAACAAUGGCAAUGAUAAUGGCAAUGACCAUAACCCUACUACCCAUCUCACUUCGUCAGCCGUCAAUGGCAGCCCCUCUCGCGCCGCACAACUCCUCCGUCUCGGAUUGAGUUGCUCCCCUCCCUCUGCCACCAAUUGUAUUAAUCAGUGUCCGCCUUCUAGCAAUGCCCGCACGCGGGGCCAGUUCAAACCACAGCGCGCAAACAAAGGCACCACGAGCUAUCAGCUACGACAGUUCGCCGAGGCGACACUCGGAAGCGGGAGUCUGAGAAAAGCGGUCAAAUUGCCCGAGGGCGAGGAUCUGAAUGAGUGGCUCGCAGUCAAUGUGGUCGACUUCUACAACCAGAUCAAUUUACUUUACGGCUCCAUCACAGAGUUCUGCUCGCCGCAGUCAUGUCCAGAGAUGAAAGCUACCGAUGAGUUCGAAUACCUAUGGCAAGACGCAGCAACCGGAUACCCCAAACCCACCAAGAUGCCGGCCCCCGAGUACAUCGAACACCUAAUGACUUGGGUCCAAUCCAAUAUCGACAACGAGGCCACUUUCCCCUCGCGCAUCGGCGUCCCUUUCCCCAAACACUUUCCUUCCACCGUCCGCCAACUGUUCAAACGCCUGUACCGUGUCUACGCCCACAUCUAUUGCCACCAUUACCAAGUCAUUGUGCACUUGGGCCUCGAACCGCAUCUGAACACCAGUUUCAAACAUUAUGUCUUGUUCAUCGACGAGCAUGGCUUGGAGAAGGGCGGUGGCAAGGACUACUGGGGCCCUCUGGGUGAUUUGGUCGAUAGCAUGUUGAAGAGUGAUUGA